Python bivittatus (Burmese python) is the source of this 1353-nucleotide messenger RNA. Its product is annotated as gasdermin-D-like. Gene Ontology annotation, biological process: pyroptotic inflammatory response; defense response to bacterium. NCBI's taxonomy places the organism in Eukaryota, Metazoa, Chordata, Lepidosauria, Squamata, Pythonidae. Gene Ontology annotation, molecular function: phosphatidylserine binding; phosphatidylinositol-4,5-bisphosphate binding; phosphatidylinositol-4-phosphate binding. The record is from RefSeq and is a predicted model, not a curated record.
AUGUUUAAGAGGUUGGCCAAGCAGCUUAUCCAAGAAGUGGACUCAGAUGGAAAAUUGAUUCCUGUGAGCAGCCUGGCCCAGAAUGAUGGCUUUCAGCUUCUCUCUUUGGUGACUAAAAAACAACAUAAGUAUAGGUGGCCUUGGAAUAGUAGAAAGUAUUCCCCAACCUCUUUCAAACUGGCAGACAUACUCCAAGAAGAAGCAACAAUAGAAAUAGAACUGAAACAUUCCGAGCCACUUUUAUUUUCUGCUAACACAUGCUACAAAUCUGGAGGACGGCUGAACUUUAAGAUACGGUCUGCAGAAGUGGAUGUUGGUGGGUUGGCCUUGGCUUGCUUGAAUGCCACUCCAGUACAUCUCAGAAAAACCUGUGUGGACCCAGGAGAGCUGUGGAAGAUGGAUAUGUCCCUCAGUGUUAUCCAGCAAAUCUACCCUAAACUCAAUGUCUACAUUGUGACAGAAGUUUUGGAGAUAACAGAGCCCUUUCUGAUUGAAGAGACUGUCCAGACAGGUGGCAAGGGAGAGGUCUCUGCAGCGGAUAUACUUAAGAUCCAGGGUCAGCACAAGACAAUGAAAAAUAAGUCCAUGCUAAUUCCUCGGGGUACGGUGAUGGCCUAUGGGGUUGAGAAACUCCAAACCUGUGAAGAAGACCUAGGUGAGUUUCAAUCAACGUUGGUUCCCUCACUCACUUAUGAUGUAUUCCAGAACGAACUGGGCUCUUCAAUCACAGAUGCCCAGCAAGUGAAAGAUGUAGUUAAGGAAGCGUAUGAGCCACUGAUAUGCCAGACCCAGCCUUUAAAGAAGCAUCUUUUGGAGUCCUUUGAGAUAUUCCUGGAGAAUGGAGACGUUUCCACUGUACAGUCCAUGCUGGAGCUUUCCAUGGCAGGUGACAAUCCUGAUUGUUCUAAGUUGGAUUCGUUGAAUGAAGAACUCCGAGUUCCAGUGGAAAUGCUGCUAUCCUACUUAGGGGCUUUUCAAGACACUAAAAUAGGAGAAAACCGAGACCUCUGGGGACCAAUACACUUCCUUUGCUCUUCUAUAGACGAUUUAGACUAUGAGAUGAUGCCCCUCUUAGAGAAAAUGUUGGAAAAGAAACAACUGGCCAAACCAGUGGAGAUGAUGGAAUACACCUUGGAGUGGGUUCUUUCUGGGGAAGAAGGCGGCACUUUCACUCUUCCAUCCCAUUCCCUGACGGAGGAGGAAGCUGAUCUCAUCUUUGAGAUGCUGCAAAUCUGUGGGCUGGAUUUAGAAGCUGGGGAAAAUUCCAUCACUUGUCAGUGGAACAAUGAUGCCUGCUCUGAACUGGCUGCUCUCUAUUCCAGCUUGUAUGCCCUGCAGUUCCUAAGUGGAUGA